AUGGCGCUGAGCCCCUGUGGCUCUGAGAUGGGGGUCCGCGAAAAGGUACAGCAGACCGCUACUGAGCGAGCUGUCGCAGAGAAGACUAGGCGGGCGGUCCGCCUCUCCACCGGUCCCUCCCUGGAGUUAUGCACCGCCCCCUCCUCCCUGGGUUCCUCGGUCGCCACUGCGGCUCUGGAGCAGCUGUUAGUCGUGGAACAAUCGCUGCAAAGUGACUAUUUUAAGUGCGAUGAAGAAGUUAGAACCUUUCUUCAGGGCAUUUCUGUAGCUGUUAAGAAAUUGGAAGAAAUGAGAAAAUCCACAAUUGAUCUUCUAGAAAUUGAAACCAUGGAGCUCAGCAGACUGUAUUUUCUACUGGAAACUCUUCCCAGUUGCUUUAACAGAGAACUGGAAGAGUGUGUCAGAGAUGCUCGUCAGUUAAAUCUUUCUGAGAUAAGUCAAUUACAUAUAAGAAUUACAAGCAUCGAUACCAAUACAAAGUUGUUGAAGAAGAGACUACAUGAGCUGAAAGAAAUUAAUGAAAUGCUGGGUAAAAAGCAAGAGGAAUUAGUGAACCACCAUGAGAAGUCUGUCGUGUUGCUCAACAACACAAUGGAAAAAAAAGCCGCUACAACCAUUUACAUAAAUGAGACUUACACCAAGAUCAACUUAGAGAAAGAAAAAAUUGAAGUACAGAAGCAAUGUCUGCAGCAGGCAAAGGAGAACAUGAAAAAAAAUGAAGAAGACUAUAUGUUAAGGAAAAAAAAACUGAGUACACAGAUUGAAGAUAUUAAAAAAGUGUGUGAACACAAAAGAUUGCAGGCUUUUAGGAAGAAGAAAGAUUUGGAUAGAUUAAGUACUAAAAUGUCAAAAAUGAAACAAACAGUCACUUCCAAAACAGUGGUUCUUAGUGAUCACAAUUUAGAGAUAGCACAGCUAAACGAAUCAAUACAGGAGUGGGAAAAAAAGGUUGAAGAAUUGAAGAAUAUCUGUAAGAUUCUGGAGGACAAAGUACAUUUUUUUGAGAGUCAUAAGGAAAAACUGGAUACUAUCUCUAAUUAUGAAAAAGACGAAUUCCUGCAGAAGAUAGAACAGUUAUCUGAAAAACUGAACAAAGCUCGUACAGAGAACAAAGAGCUACGAGACAAACUAACUACUCUUGCCAGACAAUAUAAGAUUGUCCUAAGUGAGGAGGAAGAGGUUUUUUUAAGGAAACGAAAGAUCCAAGAUGAAAAUCAGAAGCAACUGGAAUUUAUUUCUCAGAAAGAAAAUUUCUUGGCACAAAGAAAAGUCGACAUCAAAAACAUGGAAGAAGGACUUGUCACAUUAAGCGAACUUCAUCGAACAACGCAGGAAGUAUAUCGGAAACAAAUAAAAACCCUGGGUGAUAAUCUGGAAAGAGAAACUCAGAGAUGUAUUAUAACUCAGUGGAAAAUAGCCUGUCUACUAAAAAAGCAUAUGCGUUGGAAGACCAUGACAAAGGCUGAAAUUCAAGAACUUAGGCAUAAAAUUGAGACUGCACAACAUAGGAAAGUUGAAUUAUAUGAAGAGACCAGCUCUAGAGAAAAAGAGAUCAAUGAAUUUGUGGGACAGAUUGAAAAACUUACAGAAGAAUUAAAACAAGAGGAGGAAGAAUUUAUUUACAAAGAAAAACUGCUAAUUGAAGAGAUAAGCAUCUAUGAGGAUCAAUUUGUUAAAGAAGUGAAAAGUAACAAAGAAAAAGAAGAAGAGCUAGUUGAAUGCCUUCCACAACUUCAAGUGGCAGAGGAAAUGUAUAGGGAAAAGUUAAAAAGGCUUGAAGAGCUUGUGAAUAUUCUUGCAGCACAAAAGCAAGAAGAGGCUUUACUAAGAAACAGCAUUGCUCAGUUUACAAGAGAUGUUUCAAGAUGUGUUCGUCACAUGGAUAACGUGAAGCAAGAAGCAAGCUAUUUCCGAGAACAAGAAAGCAUGAAACUCAAAGAUCAUUUUGAAAUUCUAAAGAACUUAGAAAAAGAAAUCUAUGUACAUGACCAAAAAACAGAACUUUUGCUCAUGGAAAAUAGAAGAUUAAAAGCAUAUAUUUCAUACCUGAAGAAAAAGACAGAGGAAUACUUAAAAAAAGAAGAAAGACUCACCUAUAUCUCAAGUAACCAGUCUUGGGAGUUGAUAGCUAGGCAGACCCAGUACAUGGAUUUGUGGACAGAAUUUCGUGCCUCAACUAAGGAAUUUGUGAAUAAUGGUACAGAGAUGAUGAAAGAAAUAAACAGUCUCAUAGAAAAGCUGGCUAAAAGAGAUGGAAAACUUGAAAGUAUCAGUACUUGGCUACAAGGGAAUCUUGAUGAAGUGCGCAGUCUUAGAGAAAACAAGUCACAAGCAAAUCUCGAUACAAUAAUCUGA
Molecule: messenger RNA, 2355 nt
Organism: Chrysochloris asiatica (Cape golden mole)
Lineage: Eukaryota; Metazoa; Chordata; Mammalia; Afrosoricida; Chrysochloridae
Gene: CCDC175
Product: coiled-coil domain containing 175
Exons: 20
Coding region: 1-2355 (784 amino acids)
Source: RefSeq, a predicted model, not a curated record